Molecule: messenger RNA, 237 nt
Organism: Cooperia oncophora
Lineage: Eukaryota; Metazoa; Nematoda; Chromadorea; Rhabditida; Trichostrongylidae
Source: the annotation of a GenBank genome assembly
AUGGACGAGAGCUCGUCGUCGAAGGAAAACAGGAUCGCAAAGAUGAGCACAACUCUAUGCAGAGGCUGGACUUUUAGGUCUUUCGUCCGCAAAUGGACGAUUCCGGAUGAUGUCAAUUUGGAUGCAAUCUAUUCGAAUCUUAAUGUGAAGGGACAUUUAUCAGUCGAAGCCCCGAAAAAGGCAGCAGAGAUUCCACAGAGAAGGAACGAUCCCUAUAAUGCCCAGCAGCAUUUCUAA